AUGGAGCGUCUGACAGAAAUGGCUUACCAGUCUGUGCAGGCAUUGAGGCUGCAGGAGGUGGACUGGGACCUGCUGUCUUCUUAUGCUGGGCUGCUUGGCCUGGCUACGUGCUCGAUCUACGCCGGAGCUAAUGGUUCUCUUCCGAGAAAGUCAGGCACGGAAAAGAAGAAGGAUGACGAUGGCGAGGAAGACGACGAGGAUGAGGACAAUGAAGAGCGGAUGUCGUCGGAAGAUGCGUGGAUUUUUCCCAUAAUUGGGUCAAUUGCGCUGGUAGGUCUGUACGUACUGGUCAAGUAUCUCGGUACGGAAUGGCUGAACUGGAUGCUUGGCUGGUACUUUGGGGUGGCGGGGGUUGGGAGCGUCUGGAAUUCGUGGAUUUCACUAACAAGGUACCUGGUUGGGGAGACGCGGUGGAAGAAAUUUGAUCAAGUACGCAUGUCCGUGAAAAAGGGCUCGCAUGUGUUGAUUGGAAUUUCGACGCGCACGCCGUCGAUAAUUCUGCUCCCGCUGGCGGCGGUGCCGUCUGGACUGUACCUGUUCUGGGGCGACGGACGGCGAUCGGUGCUACUGACAGACCUACUGGGUGUGUCUUUUGCAUACAACGCACUGACACUGCUGCGGAUUGACUCGUUCAAGACGGGAUGCAUCCUGCUGAGCGGACUAUUUGUGUACGACGUGUGGUGGGUUUUUGGGACGGAUGUGAUGGUGCGGGUGGCGACGACACUGGACGUACCAAUUAAGCUGCUGUGGCCCAAGUCGGUUGUGCUCGCAGGGGACAGGGGAUACACGAUGCUCGGACUGGGAGAUGUAGUCAUCCCGGGCACGUUUGUCGCGCUGGGCCUGCGGUACGACCACGCACGGCAGACGGCCGGCCGGCCAUACUUCCGGGCGACACUGGCGGGAUACAUCUGGGGGCUGGCGGUAACGAUGUGGGUGAUGCACAGAUACGGGGCGGCGCAACCGGCGCUGCUGUACCUGAGCCCGGCAUGCAUGGUGUCAUUCGCGGCGACGGGGCAUUGGCGGGGGGAACUGAUGGAGGCGUGGCAGUGGAUAGACAACAGUAAUAAAUAG
Psilocybe cubensis is the source of this 1071-nucleotide messenger RNA. RefSeq lists its product as uncharacterized. Gene Ontology annotation, molecular function: aspartic endopeptidase activity, intramembrane cleaving. Gene Ontology annotation, cellular component: membrane; lumenal side of endoplasmic reticulum membrane; cytoplasmic side of endoplasmic reticulum membrane. Gene Ontology annotation, biological process: membrane protein proteolysis. NCBI's taxonomy places the organism in Eukaryota, Fungi, Basidiomycota, Agaricomycetes, Agaricales, Agrocybaceae. The record is from RefSeq and is a predicted model, not a curated record. The transcript is spliced from 7 exons. The coding region runs from base 1 to 1071 and encodes 356 amino acids.